AUGCCAAACGUCAGAUUCUGCAGUUCUUCGAGUAACAUGCAGGGGAAAGAAGCCGAGUCAUCAUCGCUGAGCUGGUCGUACGAUAGCAGCGAAGUCAUUGAUGGUCUGGCACGAAUUACUCUCUCUCAAAAUCAGCAGGAUGCUCUGGGCUGUCGGAUCAUGGAAGAAGUUUUCUUGGAGUAUCCUUGGGCCUACGUUCCUCGGCAAGGAGUCGUCGCACUACUGCGGGACGACGACUCCCAGCUCCUGCCCUUCAAGGACGACGUUGACAAGUACGAGGGGGACUUUUUCCUGGUUGGCUACGCAUCAACGGAGCUGGUAUCUUCGGAGUUCGUCAUCUGCCUGACGGAAGCGGCGAAAAAGACCAUCGAGAAACGUAACAAGGAGGUAAAACGACGGCUGGACAACCGCGUGCGUGGCAUGUUCUACAAAAUCCCGAAGCCCUGGGUGUCUGGAGGCAGCGAGAUCGAGGUAGCUGAAAACCUCGUGCGAAGACAGAGACCGCUCUUCGAAGUUGAGAUAUCGAUGCCCUCCGUCCUCCUUGGGAACGACCGAGAACUGACAGGCCGGAAGUCGACCGACGCGGAAGACACGGGCAUGGAAAUCGUUCCGAAACACGAGAGGUUCGAGCUGGUUCCAAUGUCACGACUUACCACCGCGGUACAGACCAACUUGCCAGGUCGGGAAGCUGGGGUCCAGACGCGUUUUGGGUUUCCUAAAAACGCCUGGACUCAAUACGGCUUUGAGUAUCCCGCCUCGGAAGCAUCGGCCUCAGAAGUUGUUGGCGAGGUUGAAAAGGAAGAGGAACAGGACGCUGAUGAGGAAGGUGGCUCGGCUGCUCAGCCUGAUCAGGAACGUCUUGUCAACGACGAGGAACCCGCUGAAAAACCGGAGGACGAUGACGAGCAGGCCGAGGAAGACGAGGCUCCGGAUCCAGUCGACCUGUUUCUGGACAAGUACGCGGACAAGGUGAUCGACGUGAUUGACUACAACGCGGCGUUGAAUCUCCACGUUCACGACAUCGAUGAGCUCGUGCUAAAGGGUAAGGAGUCCAGACCCAGGGAGCAGGUGGUCUUCGAGGAGUUCAAGUCCUUCAUUGACCUCAGUCUCGUCGCCGGAAAAGUGGUGUCCGAUCUUUCCUGGCAUCCGACUUUGACCGGGGUCGCAGUCGUCUGCUACACCGAUGUGCCGAAGUGUGAUCUUGUCCAGGGCCCGUCGGUCGUCAGGAACGCGAAGUCGUCCUUGAAUCGUAACGAGUCCGUAGUCCUGGUGUGGACCUUCGCCGAUUCCAUGGCACCACGGUUGAGGCUGGAGCAUGAUCGACCUGUUAGCACUGUGUCCUUCUGCCCAUUUCGACCGGAUGUCCUAGUCGCAGGGUGCGAUACCGGUCACAUCGCCAUUUGGGACUUUCGCGGUAGAUUAACGAAGUGCAGUGUUGAUAACUGCUGCGUGAAUCAACCGGAAGUCGGAUUACCGAAUGACUAUGUGGUGGUUGGAACCAACGACUGUCAACCCGUUCCAGUGAUAAGCUUAUCCGCCGUUUCUAACGAAUUGCAAUCCCACCAUGGCGCUGUUAGACACAUACAAUGGCUUCCACCUUAUCAUCGCGUCGAGAGUGACGGACGACUGAGCACUCUAGCUGAUAACAAGACUGUACAAUUCCUCACCGCAAGCGAAGACGGAUGUGUCGCAGUUUGGGACCUGUUGUGGGAACCUCGAGCUACGACAUCCUCGUCCCUCACUGAACGAGGGAGUUUUAAACCCCCGAAAAUUCUGUGCGAUGAGUUUUCCACUGGGACAUCGGAGCUGAAGAAGAUCGAUGGACUGCUCAGGCCGAUCUAUUGCGUCUACAUGCAAGUACCGAAAGAGGUUCGAAAUCUGCCGGUUAUCAGUCUUUUCAUCCAACCCCCGCUGACCACUUACGAAGAAGUUCACUCCGUGCAUCGACCCUGCAGCAGGAUCCUCGAGCCGGAAGAUGACGGAGAGAGUCACUUCUCGACGCGGACAUUCGAGCCAAACUUUUCCAGGACCAAAAACGAGUGUCAGAAACAGUUUUGGGCCGGUUCUCCAGAGGGUGAUUUUCUAAGCUGCUCUUGGGAGGGUCACGAGUUCACGGAGGUCGCUUCCUCUGAGAGUUGUCGGUUCCUCGGGUGGUCCCGGGUUCACGACGGUCCGGUCACCUGGAUCAGCCAGUCGCCCCAUUUAUCGGAAGUCCUGCUCACCGUGGGGGGUCGUGAUUUCGCCGUGUGGAGUCGGGACUUUCUCCAGUCCCCUCUGCUCCUGAGGAAAUCUCAGGAGGGCUACACAGCCUGCUGCUGGACCAGUAGACCAGGUGUUUUUCUCGUCGCCAGAAGCAGCGGUGACGUCGAGACCUGGGACCUCUGCUUAAACACCAGCGAGUGUUUGGCCCUCCAGUGUAUUUCCGGUAAACGGAUCACCGGCUUGUAUCCCCACGUGAUACCGCUGGAGCCGAAUUUCGUCGGGGUCUGUGACCACAACGGAGCUCUGCGAGUCUUUAAGGAGCCGUCGUUUUUUUGCGAGGAUAAACCGAGGAGAAUCGAAUGGCUUGAGAAAUUCGUCGCGAGGGAAAUCAAGAGGAAGCAGGAGUUCACCGCUUGGGAGACGAACUUUUUGAAGACCGAUCCGCACCGCUUGCAGAGGAAGGCGUCGAGGGCGGCUGACGAAGCUAAACGUCGGCACGAAGAGGCCAGGGUUAAAUUUCAGAAGGAACAAGAGGAGCUCGCCAGACUCGAGGAAGAGAGAAAGGCUAGACUUGUUCCGAAAACAAAAGCGGAAAAAUGGAGAGAAUCGGAUCUCGACAGAAUGCGGUCUAUCCUGCUGACCAAGAAGGGAUUUGACCCUGGGGAACUGGAGGCCAUGAGGAAGCCGCUUGUUCAGCAGGAAGAGGAAAGGUCGAGGAAGCUGAAAAUGGCCGAGGAACAGGUUAAACAGAGCGAAACCUACUACAGAGACGCAAUUUCUCUCAAGCUUCCAAAAUUACCAGAGAAAACGUCGGCGGGUCAUUUCGACCCUCUUGUCUCUUUGCCCGAGGAAAUAUCCAUCGAGAAAAAAAGAGCUGAUGGCAAACUUCGUUAUGAGACGAUUCGCGCUCAAGCCGAGAAGAAAAUAAGAGGAAAUCUGGAACCUCGGGAGUUUGAUCCAAGGAUUAUGACCAGCGAUGCUCGACGUAGGCGCAGAGAACUUGAUCUCGAAUAUUUAAAAAGGAGCAGAAAAGAUGAACGACUGACGAAAAUCAAAGCUAACGCCCUUGGCUGAUGGAAUUGCAGACGGCUAAUUCGAGUAGAUAUUGAGAUUAAGAUUAGUCGCCGAUAAGCGUGAUAUCACAAUUUCAAAAUCGGCUUGCACAUUCUUUUCCCAGUGAUUAUCGGUCAAGAUUAGUAUCAUCACCUUGUUGUUUAGUUGCAGCACUAUCACUGCGAGCCUUUGUCUCCUUUUCCUUGUUUACAUUU
Diprion similis is the source of this 3470-nucleotide messenger RNA. RefSeq names its product dynein axonemal intermediate chain 3-like. Lineage: Eukaryota; Metazoa; Arthropoda; Insecta; Hymenoptera; Diprionidae. The transcript has a single exon. Gene Ontology annotation, biological process: inner dynein arm assembly; cilium movement involved in cell motility. Gene Ontology annotation, cellular component: inner dynein arm. The record is from RefSeq and is a predicted model, not a curated record. Bases 1 to 3276 code for a protein of 1091 amino acids. Gene Ontology annotation, molecular function: dynein heavy chain binding; dynein light chain binding.